Molecule: messenger RNA, 762 nt
Organism: Daphnia pulex (common water flea)
Lineage: Eukaryota; Metazoa; Arthropoda; Branchiopoda; Diplostraca; Daphniidae
Product: cuticle protein 18.7-like
Exons: 2
Coding region: 55-657 (200 amino acids)
Source: RefSeq, a predicted model, not a curated record
UCAGUUCACUCUUCUCCCUCUUCCGCGCUCAAACAAUUUUUAAAGCGAAUCGACAUGAAGACCUCAGUUGUCGUCGUCGUCUUGAUGGCCUUUGCCGCCGUCUCUGCCCAGAUCCCGGCCGGUUGGAACUACAAUCCAUUCCUUUACUACCCGUUCACCGCACAACCAGCGCCCGUCCAGGAAACGGCCGAAGUUGCCGCCGCCCGUGCCGCUCACUUGGCAGCCCACACAUCCGCCGGAGGAUCCAGCAGGGUGGUCGCCGUUCAACCUGUUCCUGUUGUUUGGGGACAACCAGCAGGUGCCGUUUUGGACACUCCCGAAGUUUGGGCCGCCAAAGUUGAACAUUACCGCGCCCACUCGGCCGCCGCCGCUGCCAACGGAGUCGUCUCGACUCUUGCGCCUCUUCCGGUGGUCAGUUGGGGAGUCCCUCAACCCGUCCAGGAGACUCCCGAAGUGGCCGCAGCUCGUCGUGCUCAUUUGGCAGCUCACGCUCACGCCACCGCCCGAGUAGCGAAAGUGGUGGUUCCCGUUCAGCCGCUUCCAUCAGCGGUGGUCGUUGAUGCUCCCCCUCAACCCGUUCAGGACACCCCUGAAGUUCACGCCGCUAGAAUGGCCUUUUUCCGCGCCUUUCACGAAGCUGCCGUUCGAUCUGGUUAAAGUGAAUGCCCGCGCGUCGUGUGUAGAUAUUAAAUUGUCAUCAAUUAGGUUAUUUUCAAAUUGUGUUUGUCGAGGAUAAUAAUAAAAAUUAAGUUUUCAAAUUGA